AUGGCAUCUGAAAACAAUACGGGGAGCAAUCGCGACGAUCAGAAUGCUACACAAAUUCAACCAAUGAAGAAAUGGAAAUCCGUUUCCGACAUUUAUGAACCAAGAAGACUCACAGUAACUCUCAGUGAAGGCACACUAUCGCUUCCGCAUCGCCUUGUUUGCAACGAAACUAUCGGAGUUUUGGAGGAGAACGAAAAACUUAAGGCAGAAUUAUUUAACUUGAAGAUACAACUGCUGUUGGUUAGAAAAAAAUACCCAUUAAUGCUGGACGGAAACGGAAAAAAUAUGACCAAAAAAUAUAUAGAUGCAAUGAUCGAACUGAACAAUGCGAGAAAUGAACGAAUCAGACUGGAAAAAAUGUGUUACGCACAUGAGAAAAAGCUCAAUGAACAAAGACGGAAAAUGCGACGUGAACGAAUCAUUCACAAGAAGGAACGCAGAAAUCUACUUAAGCAAAAGAGAAUACUUAAAUCGAAACUGAAAAAUACCCUCCAGAAAUUAGAUGACAAAUAUGAUAAGCACAUGUCGCCGAUACCGAACAAGGACACAAAAACCGAAGAAUUGAAAUUGCGAUUGUCGCUUACUAAUCUUAUUUUGGAGGAGGGGAAUCUAACACCCUGUGAGAUAACUGAACAAACUGGGAAAGACGAAGAUGAGCAAGAAGAAGGAUCAUAA
Molecule: messenger RNA, 675 nt
Organism: Brugia malayi
Lineage: Eukaryota; Metazoa; Nematoda; Chromadorea; Rhabditida; Onchocercidae
Exons: 4
Coding region: 1-675 (224 amino acids)
Source: RefSeq, a predicted model, not a curated record